GCCAACUAAUUUUGCCAUCAGCAAUCUUAUUUUGUUAUUUUGACAUAGUAUAAUUAUUCUCAAUAAAUAUAAUUUCUUUAAGUGAUUCGUACGGUUCUUUCUGUUGCUUUUAGAGUUAUCAAGAAUUAGUUGCAGUUCAGAGCAGUAUGAAUGUAAAGAGAUUUAACAGAAGGCAUUUUAAAGGAACCUUUCAUAUUCGCUUAUGAGAUGUGUAAAAUUACAAACCUGUGAUACAAAAUAAACAAUAAUGUCGGAAGUAAAAGGAACUAAGGCUUUAGAAUUAUGGUGCAAACGAUUGGUAAAAGAUUGUCCUAAUAUACAGAUUGAUAAUAUGACAACAUCUUGGAGGAAUGGAAUGGCAUUUUGUGCAUUAGUUCAUCAUUUUCGACCGGAUCUCAUCGACCUUUCCAAGCUUAAACCAGAGAAUAUAUAUGAAAAUAAUCAGCUAGCAUUUAGCAUAGCAGAAAAACAUUUAGGUAUUCCUGCUUUAUUGGAUCCUGAGGAUAUGGUUGAAAAUGAUGUCCCAGACAGAUUGUCAGUAUUAACAUAUUUGUCUCAGUUUUACCAGCGUCUUAGUCACACAGUAAAUACUAAAGCCACUGAAAGUGAGCCAAAAGCUUCAUCUCCUACGUCUAAGCAUCCAGUUACUCCUAUAAGAUUUGGAAAGACAGGUCUUGACAAAUGUGCUGCAUGUGGAUUGCCUGUCUAUUUGGCACAAAGACUUAUGGUGGAUCAUAAACUUUACCACAGAAGAUGUUUCCGAUGUUCAAAGUGUUCUGGCCACUUGAAUCCAAAGAAUUAUCAUGUAGAUGAUACAUCUGAGUUUUGUUGUGACUCUUGCAAGAAUGAAAAGAAUUUCAAUUCAACAAAGAUUUUUAAUAAUAAUGACCAGAUGGGAAUGCUAGCAUAUAGUGGAGAUGCAAGUGAUUCAAAAACUGAUACAUGUAAUGAGGAGCAAGUAAGUCAAAGACAUAAGACCAGGCCACAGUCUAUAUUAGAUAAAAUAAACAUGUUCGAAAAGAAUGUAGAAAAAGACACAAGUAUUGAUCAUAAAUUAGCAAAUAUUAGUUUAAAAGAUUCCACUAACGAUAAGCCUAAAGUAGAUAACUCCUUAGAUGUUGAAAAUAGUAGUAAAGAACAAAGUUUUUCUUCUAAAGUUGAUAAUAUGGAAAUCAACAAAUCAAAUAAUUUGAAUGAUGAUGUAAUUAGUUUAAAUGAAAGUUUCUAUAAAAAAGUGCCUGAUAAUCUAUACAAAAGCAAUGUAAAUAAAUUCAAUUUUUUACAAACACAACUGGCAGAAGACAAUUUUAAAACUGAUACAGCCUCAAAUAGCAGUGAAAUUUUAGAAAACAAACCCAAACAUGAUGAAAUAAAAUUCACAAUUGAUGAUAAAUCUUCUAUUUAUGAUGACAAAAUAAGUAGAAAACUAGAAGAACCUAAGGAAGAAAGUAAUAUAACAGAUGAUAACAGACUUGCUAAAUCUAAUCUAAACAUAUCUAGUUCUAAUACAUCUACGACGCUAGAAACUAACAAUUCCAGUAAAGACGAUUCUCAGAAAAGUAUAAGUGUACCACCAAGACGAAAAAAACAUAACACAUCAACAGAUAAAUGUACAAAUGGAAUAAAAAAAGAAGUACCAAAUAAGACUAUCGUAAAAAAUCAAGAAUAUCCAGAUUACUUAAACCCAUUUUCUGACGAUGAUGAUGAGAAGGUAAUCCCUAAAGAAGAACCUAAGAAAGUUAGUACGAACCCUUUCGGAAGUAGUGAGGACGAAGAUGAAGUACCCUCAGUCCAAAUAACACAAAAUACACAAGACAAACAUUUACAAACACCAAUAAAAAGACUUGUUGUAGCACAAAACCCCUCGAACCCCUUUUGGUCGGAUGGAGAAGAACCAUCGUCUGAUGAAGAGGCAUGUGAAAGAAGUUCCAAUUUGUAUAAAUCAUCAAUGGCGACGAGUACUCCUAAUCUACCAUCAAGUACUCCGCGACGUAAAAAGCCGAAAGCACCCGCGCCUCCGCCCGUCAUCUCAAUUAGCGAAGCACAAAAGCCUGAUAGGAACUCCAUGUCCGUCUCUAUGGACGAUGUUGCCAGUAUAUCAUCACUAAGCUCCCACACUUCUACAGUUUAUUCCGAUCAAAAAUCAAUUGGUACUAUAACUCCUAAAUCGAAAAAGAAACGUCAUGCGCCCACACCACCAGACAGUCUUUCUACUCUCUCAGGGUGUGGAGCUGAGUCAAUGGAGAAAGGUGUCGACACGUCUGGUACACGUAGCGCUGCUUCAGAUGAGUUGACGGGCGCGUGCCGGCGGGCGAAGGGGCCGGCGCCGGGGCUGCCGCUGCCGGCGCGGCGCGCGGUGCGGCUGCAGCUGUCGGGCGAGGAGCUGCAGGUGCAGCUGGACCUGCUGGAGACGCAGCAGCUGGGCCUGGAGCGGCAGGGCGUGCUCAUCGAGCAGAUGAUACGUGACAAGUGUGAGGGUGACGAAGCGGUGGCGGUGCCGCAGGAGGAAAUCGAAGACCUGGUGAUACAGCUGUGUGAGCUCGUCAAUGAAAAGAACGAUCUGUUUAGAAGGCAGACAGAGCUUAUGUACAUCCGCCGGCAACAAAGAUUAGAGCAAGAACAAGCGGACAUCGAACACGAAAUCAGAAUCAUACAAUCGAGGCCGGCCGUUAAUCGCAUCGAUUCAGAUAAGGCGCGCGAGGAGGAGCUGGUGUCGCGGCUGGUGGAGAUGGUGCGGCUGCGCGACGAGCUGGUGCAGCAGAUAGAGGCGGAGCGCCGCCGCGAGCGCCAGGAGGACCUCGCCAUCGCAGCCUCUAUCGCCACCAAGAGAGCACAAAGGAACAGCGAUUCAAAUGCUUCAUCCAUUAAAUCGACGGAAACUAUCGUUAGUCCUAAGAAGACCAAAGUAAAGGACAAGGUGAAAAAACAAUUAAAGAAAGCAAAGCACACGUUAAUAUCAAAGAAAAAGGACGAAGAUAAAAUGGAGAAAGAAAAGAAACCAAAAUAACUCAUCCAACUGAAAAAUAUAAGAACAGAUUACAAGUAUACAUUUUUCUUUUAGAUUAAACAGAUAUAUUAAUGUAAGGAAAGUAUUUAAUAAGACUGAAUUUUUCUCCAUUGAUCAUUAAUUCGUGAUUCAUAAAAAAAAAAAACAUUUUGACUAUUUAGACAAAUUUUAUGAUCGAAAGUAUUAUAAUUAAAUUUCUGAUCAAGUAAUCGUACAUUUAUCGUUGUAUUAAAUAUUUCGUAAUCUCGUAACUUUCAUUGGACAAAGUAGUACUUAACCGUUUUGUAUUUACUAAAAAUAUAUUAGUUUUAUUCAACAUGUAAGAAAAAACAUUCCUUUUAACGUAUUUGAUACAUGUAAGUAAAAUAAGUGGUUUCUUUUUUUAUAGAGUAAAUAUAAAAAAAUGAAUAUUAAUAUCAGACAUCAAGGCGGUCAUAGGCAACUGCUUUUAUAUUUAUUUUUAUGCCAAACCAUCGCCCGUGACAAUGGUUAAUUCUACAUAUCUAAAAAAUAUACUAAAAUAUCAAGUAGUAAACAUAGAUAAACGGUAAAAUUAAAUCAUCGAGACAUUUUAAAAUAACUAUAUUUUCUUCAGAGUUUCUAUACAAAUUUACAUCUAGUCUUCUGCUGCUAUAUUAAUAAGUAUUGUAAAAUCUUUACUUCUACUGUUUAACUGGUUCUGAAAAACAACAAAAGAAAAUUAUGCAAGUCCUACAAAUUGCAUAUCAAAUAGGUAUAUAGUAUUGAUGCUUUUUUAUAUAUAGUAUCCAAUUAGCGCAGGGCGCAUGACAAAUCAUUUUCAAAGAAAGAAAAUAUAUAAAAGCCCACGCCAUAUUGCUGAAUAUAAGAGUAAUUUCUAUGAGUGAAAAUUAAAAACUCAAUGGAAGCAGUUUUUAUUUUUAUGUUUAUACGAUAAUUUCUGUAACGAAGUUUUUAAUAGACGAGUUAUAAGAAAAAAUCCUUUAUAAAAGUGUACUUUAGCACAGGGUGGCCGCCCUUUGGAUUUCCUUUUCUCAAUUCUACUUAUAAUUAUUUUAUUUUAAAAGUAGAAAAACAUAUAAAAUGUUUUUCCAAUAAAUUGAGUCUUCAUUUUUAAUAAGUUACGAUCGAAAUUUAAUCUAUCUAUAAUCUUAUUGUACACCAACACAACCAUCUUUAUAUGUCUGUAAUAAAUGUAAUAAAUAUUACUAACAUUUAAUAUAAUUUAUGACAUGAUUAUUGUUUAGAGAUUGUAUUGAUAUUAUGGGAUUACUGUGAUAUACAAAAAACACAUGUAUAUCUAUUUGUCUCGAAAGUUUGAACCAAUCUAACGGAGCUCAAACUCUUGCUACUUUUUGUUGCUUAACAAUUCAAUUUAUUGCUAUUUACUUUCUAUUGCAUUUUUUUUCUGCCGCCUGCAGAAUCAGGUUCUCGAAUAUUCUAUUUCUAUUUAUAAGUUUUAAACUUAACUGUGCUAACAUUUACUAGCUUUACCUAACAUAGGCUUACGUCGUUAUUAUAGCCCACCAUAUAAACCUGUAAGAACUUAAGGUUGUUUGUUUAACUGCAUUUAAUGUGUCCAUUUUUUAUGUAAACUAAACCAUAUUUACAUACUAUCAUUGUCCAUUACAAAGAGUUUAAGUUAUUUUAAUAAAUGUGAAAGCCAUUUAAAAUACUCUAUUUGUACCGAAUUAAUUUAUAGUUAAAGAUAUGUUGCUUUAUACAUUUAUGAAAGUUUAAAAGUUUAUUAAGAUCACAAUAUUUAACACUACUUAUACACCCUAACAAAAACUAAACACACAAAGAGGUAUAUAUUUUAGCCAUAAGAGCACUUAACACAAACCAGCACAAAUUCUUUUUUUAAUAAAUAUAUGUUAUUAAUAAA
This is a messenger RNA of Papilio polytes (common Mormon), 4871 nucleotides long. RefSeq names its product EH domain-binding protein 1 (gene MICAL-like). NCBI's taxonomy places the organism in Eukaryota, Metazoa, Arthropoda, Insecta, Lepidoptera, Papilionidae. The record is from RefSeq and is a predicted model, not a curated record. Bases 248 to 3007 code for a protein of 919 amino acids. The transcript has 14 exons. Gene Ontology annotation, molecular function: protein binding.